This is a messenger RNA of Desarmillaria tabescens, 2403 nucleotides long. RefSeq lists its product as uncharacterized. NCBI's taxonomy places the organism in Eukaryota, Fungi, Basidiomycota, Agaricomycetes, Agaricales, Physalacriaceae. The record is from RefSeq and is a predicted model, not a curated record. The transcript has 3 exons. The coding region runs from base 1 to 2403 and encodes 800 amino acids.
AUGGAAAGACCUACAAACUGCGAGUUUCCGCAUCUAUGCACUAAUACCAACUCAUCGCAUGCAGUUCUGUCGAUACCCCCCACCCAAACAUACCCGACUCUUCAUGCCAGAGCCGCCGACCUCCAUGAUUCUUCCAACCUUCCGACACCAGACUCUACGCGGCUUGCAGGCCCUCAAAGUGUUCACCCCAGUACACCGCCAAUCUCCUCUUCUGCAUAUACCAGCCAUAAUGAGUCUCUGCAUUCUCACACUACAUCACUUUCGACACAAUCCGCUUCUGUCUCUGAGAUCAACAACCCCAUCAAUAUACUAGAAUCAUGUAUUGCGCUUCUUCCCGAGAACUUUCCAGUCGCGGCUCCCAGUGAUAUACUCGCAGCCUUUUCAGGAGAUCCUGCUCUCUAUGAUGAUCCUACUAUUGCGUCGGCAGACUUGUGGGAGAAGAUUUUGAACCGGAAGAUGCACGUUUUCCUUGGCAAAUCAGAACUCGAGCUUGCACCUCUUGUUCGUGUGGGCGAGAAUGGGAUAAGCGGGUUCUGUCGCUUUGUCCGUUACUUUGUUGAACAGCGUGGUGUCAAUCCCAUGCUAUUUGAUUCCCGAGUUCGAGGCUUCACUGCAGCUAUUCAGUCCAUUCUUGCUAGACAUAAGCCUUUGAGUUUUGCCGGUGCUAGCAAACCGGGAGAACAGGCCCUAUCGAUGCAGUCACCCCCCGGCAAUUUGGUUGUCGGCAAUGCUAUGGGAUCACAUACCUCAUACUCCCAGCAGCUUCCAGUGCCUACAAAUGAGAUCAUUGAUGUAGAUACCCUUAUAGAACCCUCUGCACGAGCUACAGUAAUAUCAGUACCUUCUCGAUAUUGUCAAGGAUACUUGCCCACCUUUCCUCCUGACAAAUCACCUCAUAUGUUAUAUCCAUUUGCACUACAUGAUGAACUCUCACUUCCCUGGGACUAUGAGUCUCGCAAUGGUAUCCUCCGGCUUCAUGCACAAACCUGCCAAUAUCAGCUUGAUGAUAGCAAUGGCAUGGAAAGCUGCUUGUCAUGCAUAAAGCUGGGUCAAGAACCUAUUUUAAAAGGGAUAGAGCUAUGUGCAGUGGAGGGGACCCAUGAGAACACCACACUUUCUUAUCGUGGGUUUGGAGAACUUACCAAGAAAUUUCAUCAGAAGAAUAAGCAGAUUAAUAAUAUGAGGCUGAAACAUUUGAAUAUGAAGAGAAAGUUGCUGAGUUGUACAAGAGAGUUAGAUAAUUAUAAGCAACUCAUCUUGCAGAUAGGACAUGGAAAUUUCACAAAUGCUGAAAAACUUAUCCGAAUUGCCUUGAAGAAUAAGAAGGGAAUAAAGAGAAUCUUGGACUUGUACAAGGCAGCUUCACAAGGUGUAUACCAUCCAAAAUCAUUCACAGAAGAAGAGGAAAUGCUAGCAAUUUUGAUCUGGAGAUUAGGAGGUAUACAUCUUGCAGAAAUUGCUCACCGUGCACUUGGUCUCCCUAGCAUGACUACCAUUCAGCAUCACUCAACUGUUCCUUCCAUCAUCCCUUCAUAUGGCCAACCUUCACUCACUGAAAUUGAGAAGAAUAUUGCUGCUUGCUUUGAGAGCAUCCUUUCAGUCCUCCAAUCUCUUCCUGCAGGUGUUCUUCAAGUUAUUUUGAUGUUUGAUGAGAUAGCAGUUGAGAAGCGCCCUCGAUGGGACUAUUCAACAAACAUGAUCAUGGGACUAUGUCGGAAGCACUCACAUAAUGUUGAUCUUGAGUUCAAAACCAGUGAAUCAAUGGAUGAGGUGUUUAAUGCUAUUGACAAUAAUGAGGUUCACUAUGCAUCUGAGGCUACUGUUGGUGCAUUAUCAAUUCUAAGUAAUGACAAAAGACUUUAUGCAGCUCGUCCAAUUCUUGUAUCUGGAACAUGCAAGAAAGAGAAUGCUCUGGAACAUGCCUAUAUUCUCAAGACUGUUCUAACUGCUAUCAACCAUCAGCAGACAAUCAAUAUGCUUCACUUAGUCUCUAUUGCUUCAGAUGGGGAGACAAAACGUGGAGGAGCAUUGGCGCUUCUUACAUGCAAGAAGGAACUUGCUUUGAACUCUCCUAUCUAUGAAUAUCUUUCCCCAUGUACCCUGCGCUUCAUGAAUUUCCUUGUAGGAGAUAAUGACAUCACUGCUGAUAAGGAUUAUAAACAUGUAUUCAAACGGCUUCGAAACCUUUUCAUCAGGUUAUGUGGUGUCUCUAUUCUUGAUGUACAUAUCACACCAACAAUGAUUCAAUCACAUCUUCGAUCUGAAGGUCAUUCAGAGGCUCAUAUACAUGAGCUAUUCAAGCCAAAUGAUAAACAGAAUGUUGAACUUGCAUAUAAGCUACUUAAAGAUAUAUGGAGUCUUCCUGAAGUAUCAAGUGAGAAGCCUGGUUUUGCUCAUGCAUGA